Nicotiana attenuata is the source of this 1663-nucleotide messenger RNA. RefSeq names its product protein ALUMINUM SENSITIVE 3. NCBI's taxonomy places the organism in Eukaryota, Viridiplantae, Streptophyta, Magnoliopsida, Solanales, Solanaceae. The record is from RefSeq and is a predicted model, not a curated record. The transcript has 3 exons. Gene Ontology annotation, biological process: response to aluminum ion. Bases 126 to 920 code for a protein of 264 amino acids.
CCAAAAUUUAAAACAAAAGAAAAGUGAGGUCAUUUCCUAAAGUUUCUUACACCAAUAAAUACUCUCGAAUUCCCUAACACUUUUCACAAUUUAGAAACAUUUCUUUUUCUAAAUUUGAAGAAAUAAUGGAGUGGAAUUGGUUGAGAGAUUUUUUGAAGGGAAUGAUAAAGCCAAUUGCAGCACUUGCAGUUGUAUUUAUGGCUGUAGCUUUGUCUUAUGUACAGAAACUUGGAUUGGAAAGUGAAAUGAUUUACUCAGUUUUCAGAGCUUUUGUUCAGCUAUCUAUUAUUGGUUUUGUUCUUCAGUUCAUUUUCAGUCAAAAGAAUGCUGGUUGGAUCAUUCUUGCUUAUCUAUUCAUGGUUACUAUAGCUGGUUAUACGGCAGGACAACGUGCCAAACAUGUACCAAGGGGAAAAUAUAUAGCAGGAGUUUCCAUUCUUACUGGAACUGCAAUCACUAUGUUUUUAUUGGUAAUUUUGAAUGUUUUCCCUUUCACUCCUCGCUACAUCAUCCCCGUCGCGGGAAUGAUGGUUGGCAAUUCAAUGACAGUUACUGGCGUUACUAUGAAAAAACUUCGCGAUGACAUCAAGAUACAAAUGUCACUGGUAGAGACAGCCUUGGCACUAGGGGCAACGCCUAGACAAGCAACAAUUCAACAAGUGAAAAGAUCGUUGGUUAUUGCUCUUUCUCCUGUGUUGGACAAUGCAAAGACGGUUGGUCUAAUAUCACUUCCAGGUGCAAUGACAGGACUUAUAAUGGGAGGAGCAUCUCCUCUUGAGGCUAUUCAAUUGCAAAUUGUUGUAAUGAAUAUGCUUAUUGGAGCUUCUACUGUUAGUAGUAUCUUCUCGACGUACCUCUCUUGGCCCUCAUUCUUCACAAAAGCUUAUCAGUUAGAAACCAAGGUUUUCUCUUCCGAGUGAAAGUCAUUUUUUCCUGGUUUUUGCUUUGUUGGUCAAUCUCUCAUUUCAGUGGAAGAACUAAGUCUUUUUUAAUAGAUUUUAGAGUAGACAACAAAUACCUUGUCAAAUGUUGCCUCUAAUGCUAUUUUCUUGGAUGAAAAACCGAAGCUUGCUACAGAUUGAGGGUCUAUCUGAAACAAUCUCUAGUCUCUGUGCCCUCCCAGGGUAGGAGUAAGGUCUGGUUGUAUGCAUACAAAUUACCCUUUCUAGACCGCAGUUGUAGGAUCUCACUGGGUUUGUUGUUGUUGCUACAAAUUUCUUGUGAUUUUAUCAUUAUCCAAGAUUAAGGGCUGUGACAUCUAAUAGUAUAGUCCCACAUAAGGUUCAACAGAGGAAGAACUUCAUUAUGUGGAAGUGGUAGAAAAAUCCUUGUUAAUCAUGUCAUUCUCUCUUUCCCAUUCUCUUCCACAGGAUGGUAUUUGUAUAAUUCAAGUUAUAUUCGUGAUCCUUGAAAAAGGUUUGCAUGUACAGCUUGUCAAAAAGAAUAAAAUUGAAAGUUUAAGUGAUUCCAUAUAUAAAAUGUGUCAUGACCCUCGAUAGGAAGGUGGGGAGGUCGAGGAUUAGGGUAGUAGGUUAAGUAGCCUAGUGUAUUACCUGUUCAUACCGGUAGUAUUAGUACGUAGUCUCGUAUUUUGUUGGUAUUAGGUUUCUAUUACUACCUGUUGUUUCUUUCAUUUCGGUCAUCUUACUAUCUUGUUGUUAUU